This is a messenger RNA of Prunus mume (Japanese apricot), 789 nucleotides long. Lineage: Eukaryota; Viridiplantae; Streptophyta; Magnoliopsida; Rosales; Rosaceae. The record is from RefSeq and is a predicted model, not a curated record.
AUGAUGGAGCCUGAGGCCAGGAGGGGAGAAAGACCCACCUACAGAAAGCCAUAUCUACCUUACAUUGAUCAGAUACCCUUGUCCCCGGGUUUUAAAGUGCCAAACUUCACUUUAUUCAACGGAGAGGAUCCUUAUGCUUCAUCAGUCGAACACGUAGGCAGAUUUUCUAUCCAAUGCAUAGCCAUAGAGAAUAACCCACUGUUAAAGCUAAGACUUUUCGGGAAUUCUCUCUCUGGACAAGCUUUCACUUGGUACACUAAUCUGCCAGCAAAUUCCAUUCAGACUUGGGAACAAAUGGAGAGUGUCUUCCAUGACUACUAUUACAGGAUUCAGCCGGAAGUCACCAUCAGUGACCUUGCUGCCCUUAAACAGAGUGAAGAUGAACCUGCCCAAGACUUUAUAAACAGGUUCAGGAAGCUCAAAAUGAAGUGCCGAAUCCCCAUGGAAGAAAGACACUUCAUCCAAAUGGCCCAAGCUGCCCUCAAGAUUUCUCUGAGAAAAAGAUUUGAUGGGAUGCUGUUUGGAGAUCUGGCAGAACUGGCAGAUAAAGCGUCCAAGUACAAGGAAUUGCUCAGGGAAGAACAGCAGAAGAGAAACUCUUCCAAAGGCACGUAUUAUAAAUCCCCUUCUUCCUCAAUACAUAUGAUUGAAGUAGAGUCAGAAGAAGAUACAGAGGGAUCGGAGGAGGGAGAGGUUGCAGUUGCGGAAAUGGCAAAAUUAAAACAUCCCAUCAGUUGUAAGACUCUUACAAAGCCUCCAAGGGAUCAGAAGCCGCUACCAUUCACAUGA